AUGUGUAUCCACGCCGUCCGGCUCUGCCCCGGCUGCGGCGCGGCAACCAACUUCCGCGACUUGGACGCCUGCGACCAGGCGCUGCACUGCCCCGAGACCCGAUCAUACGAGCUGCCGCUGCGCCGCGAGCACUUCCACAAAUGGGACUGCCCAACGCCCGAGUGUGCCUUCAACAAUACGCACCUCCGAGACGUCGAACGCGAGUAUCUGCUGGUGCGUCUCGCGCAGAAAGGGGGAGACCCUGAGGCGCUAAUCCCUCCGUUGACGGCCGAUGUCCACGUCCCUCCUGAUACGGCCCAUGGCAGUAGCAGCGCUCAGGUCGCUAACGUGACCAACCAUAGCAACGACGGCUUGGACAGUAAGACUGUACAAUCGGCCUCGCGGCAGUCAAAAAGCAGGAUGACCACAGAGAGAGUCAGGGUAUCAGAGUUGCCCGGCAGCGUACAGCAGCAGAUCCAGGCUCUCGUGGACACCAUUGCGUCGAAACGUCAGGCACCAAGGGGACGCACAUGCUCAGCCGCUUCGCCGCGAAAGUCGGAGCGGUGGCUCGCAGAGGAGGAAGAGCUACUGCUGCUCCUGAAGAAUAACGGGUUCGGGUACAGUCAGAUUGAGGACUUUCUAAGCUGGCGCCACAUAAAUCCGCUUCGAAGACGGGUUACCAAGCUACAGCGGAAUGGGGAGCGGAGAAGAAGCGAGGGGGCAGUAGGAAGAUGA
Molecule: messenger RNA, 714 nt
Organism: Thermothielavioides terrestris NRRL 8126
Lineage: Eukaryota; Fungi; Ascomycota; Sordariomycetes; Sordariales; Chaetomiaceae
Exons: 3
Coding region: 1-714 (237 amino acids)
Source: RefSeq, a predicted model, not a curated record